Messenger RNA from Chaetomium strumarium, 3633 nucleotides. RefSeq lists its product as uncharacterized. Gene Ontology annotation, molecular function: histone binding. Gene Ontology annotation, biological process: DNA damage checkpoint signaling; positive regulation of transcription by RNA polymerase II. The record is from RefSeq and is a predicted model, not a curated record. The transcript is spliced from 4 exons. Lineage: Eukaryota; Fungi; Ascomycota; Sordariomycetes; Sordariales; Chaetomiaceae. Gene Ontology annotation, cellular component: nucleus. Bases 271 to 3354 code for a protein of 1027 amino acids.
UGGUGUAUUGUGCAGUGAUAGCUCGAGCACGUGACAGCGCGUGCGUGUCGCGCUUUCGGACAAAGCAAAGUUCCACAGGAAUUCGGUCGACAAGAACCUUGCAGUGCUUCUGAGUCUCUAUGAGGAACUCUUUUCCAGCAUCAGCGGAGCUGUUAUCAACCUGGCAAGUCGGCAAGCCGGCAACCUGGCGGCGGCUUUCCUGCCGCUAGGCAUCGGUAGCUUGCCACUGCAUCUAUCCCUGGAUGUCCGUUUGCUGCACGAUCAGUGAAGAUGCCGUCGGAAACCCUCCCUCAAGCCGAGAAGGCAGCCUUGGACGGAGCCAAUGAGUCGCAAGACACCCUGGUCAUCGCGCAUUGCCUUAUGAUGAAUUACGGUGUCGGCCUGAGAAGCAAUUCGUCACCAGCAGGAGAACCACGGUCGCUCCCUUCACCCAAGCGAAGCCGCCCGCCCAGUGAAAUAGACAGAAUAAACAACCCGGAUGACACGGACAAAGUGAACGAGCAGACGCGGGGCACGCGUGGCGUCGACAGCCAGAACCAGGCGUCGUCUAUUCCUGAGACCCAAGACGUCGGCGUUGACAAAGGAUCAAGGGCAGCAGUUGUUCCGCCAGGCUGCGAUGCGGCUGAUGAGGAUGGCGUCGUGGAGACUCUGAACCUGUCGGACACCUUUCCCCAGCGCCUCGACCAGCCGCCCGAUCCUUUAUCGGGAGCUGUUGGUGUGCCUGAAAAGCAGACGAUGGAUUCGACUCAGUCCACUCAAACCAAUGUUGGUCGGAGUUACGACCAGUACACUCGAGGUCAGGGCUCACCUAAACCUGUUGGGGGCAGUUCUCCGCGCCAUGGCGCUGUCGGUGAUGCUGAUGACACGGAUGCUGGCCGCUUCGACUUCACUACUGUUGAUACCAAUAAAACGGCCUCACCAGGCCAAGACGACUUGGGCUUUGUAGUCUUUGGGAGCCUCGCUCAUCUACGGCGCGCCGGGUCUCUGCAGAAGACGGGCCAGUCGCCGACUCAGCAUUUGCCAGAGACACCCGCCCAACCGCAGAACCCUUUUCGCCACAGCCGCUCUCAACUUCUCCCGACCUCCCAGCUUUUCCAGGGCACACAAUUCUCAUCGCCACUCAAACUCGCCAGCCCCACCUCGUCGCGGCCCUCACCAGCCGACUUUCCGGGUAAUUCUAUCUCUCCGAACCCCGUGGUCUCGUCCCCGCUCAAGGCUCGUGGUCUACGUUCUUCACCCGUUGUAGACUUGACCUCAAGCCCAGAGAUCCUGCCGGGGACCGCCUCCUCAAGGUUCGACGGUAGCGAAUCCAACCCUGUUCAAACUGCAUCAACCGAAAAUGGCAUCGUUCCAGAGUCCUCCCACGAUCUCCGCACUAUGAAGAAACCAGGCCCGGAACCUAUGACCACGUAUGAGCCCAUGCGCGAAUCUCAACAAAGGCGCUCAUCUUCCGAAGCCCGCUCUGAUCCCGAUAAUUCCGGCGAGGACGACGAUGGGUAUGAUUCGCUCGUCAGACGGAGGAAAGCCAAAUUCAAGAAAGAAGCUGCACUGAAGCAGUUGACCGCUAUCAGUUUUGCUCGUCGGUUCAAGUCAGAGGACGUUGAAGUGCCCUCAACGAGCCGUCGCAAGCGCACGAGUGAACCAGAGGCUCACUCGGGUAAGAGCCAUGGACAACACCUAACCCGAAAUGAUUUGGAAGAUGCGGAUGCUGUGCAAGAUUCCCAGGAGCGUCGUCCCCCAGGCCUUCAACAUCGCACCGCUGAGGACGAGGACUCGACCCAGUCAGACGAGGAAGACGAAGUUGAGCCGGUGAUCGACCCAAUGCCAACCGCAAUGCCUCUUCUUCCGAGAUCGUCGACGAGGUCGGCUAACCAACCCGCCCGAGACUCCGGCAUCGAAGGUACGUCCAAUGGAGAAGCCAUACCGGAGACAAGCCCCGUUAGCAAGCUCCCUGGCCCUACCGCCGAGUCACGGCCUUCUGGAGAGGCCCCUAGCUCAGGAGCAAAGUCGACCCCGAAUAUUCCGUCUUCUCCGCCGGCGUUGAGAGUAAGGUCGAGAAACGGCACGGCUCGAAGGGUGUUCGCCCGUGAGUCGAGCCCAACUUCAAGUCUGAGCAACCUGGCAUCGACUCCCCAGCUACCCUCCAGCAAUACUUCCGAAACUGCUAGCACCUUUCCCGCAGGGUCUCCGACCGGUUCUACCCUAAUCGCCAGUUCCUCGCCGGCUGUUGCCCAUGCGAAGCGACGUGAUGCGCGGGGAAGGCUACCGAGACCGAAAACCAGCUCGACCGAGAGCCUCAGACAGUCUGUCAGGGUGGCUAGACGGGAUUCUAAUUCUAACUCGACUGACGAGUUGUCCAGGCCCGUAUCGGCAACGCCUACUUUCGAGCAGAGCAUGCGUGUCUCCCGGCUUUCCGUGUCUAGGUCAGCAUCCCGAAUGGGCCGUACAGCCAUGAAGCCGCCAGCGGUCCAGCGGGACCAGAAACUAUUUGAUAACAUGGCGUUUGCAAUAUCGUUCCAGUCCAGGAAACCCGGUGAAACCAACGAGCAAUACAUUGCACGCACUGACUACUCGAUCAUGGUCAAAAAACGGAUUAAACAGGCUGGCGGUCGGGUUCUGGAGAACGGUUUCGACGAGCUUUUCGAAGUCUCAACUAUUGGACCUUUGUCCAGCAGCCCUAUGUCCAACGCAGGUACCGAAGGGGAGAUCAGCCUCACUCCUGAUGGUCGUUCCACUGGAUUCACCGCUCUGAUCGCAGAUGGGCACUCCCGCAAGGUGAAGUACAUGCAGGCUCUAGCCCUUGGGAUCCCAUGCAUUGCUGCCCGUUGGGUGACGACAUGUUUGGGUCGGAAUGAGCUUGUGGACUGGUCGCCAUACCUCUUGUGCGCUGGCCAGUCUGCUUUCCUUGGGGAUGCCAUACGAUCCAGGAGUUUGACACCAUACGAUGCGACGACGGCGAGACUGGCCGACGUCAUCAGCCAGCGAGAGAAGCUGCUGGAGGGAAGCAGGAUCUUGACUGUGAUGAGGAAGUCAUCAGAGGGGAAGAAGAUGGCCUACGUGUUUCUCGCGCGUGUGCUGGGUGCAUCGCUGACCCGUGUGCGCAGCGUCGAGGAGGCAAGAGCGGAAAUGAAGGCCGCUGAGGAAUCGGGACGCCCGUUUGACUGGGUUUAUGUGGAUGGGAAGCCAGAUGAGGAGGCACUGUUUGCUAGCGGCCCCGCCGGCGGGAAGAAGAGGAAAAGGACUUCAUGGAUGGCCGCCCAUCCGGUGAAGCGGGUUCGAACGCUGAAUGACGAGUUGGUAAUUCAGAGUUUGAUCCUCGGUCGACUCAUCGAGGAAGGGGAGAUGGAAGGAUGAAUCCGUGUGCGCAGAGUAACUUGCUUUUUGACAUAGCAUGGGCGUUGGAAGAUGCACGGGAUGGCCUUUUUGGGAAGGGCCAGGUUGGGUGAUGACUCUCAGCCAGCGGCUCGCUAUGGUAAUGGAUGGACAUGGGGCACGAUUGACGGCGAAGCGGAGAAACGGGCUGUAUUUCCGAGACGGUACCGGUGUGUUUUGGGCCAUAUUCUGAUAACAACCCCAAUCUCAAGUGGCAGCACGGACAGUGUCGGUACGCUGCCCAUGAGACUCGAGCUGAUG